This is a messenger RNA of Closterium sp. Naga37s-1, 438 nucleotides long. The record is from the annotation of a GenBank genome assembly. NCBI's taxonomy places the organism in Eukaryota, Viridiplantae, Streptophyta, Zygnematophyceae, Desmidiales, Closteriaceae.
AUGAUUGGGCGAUUUGAGAAGAAUGAUGUGAGUGAGGGAGAGGAGGAGGAGGAGGAGGAGGAGGAGGAGGAGGAGGAGGAGGAGGAGGAGGAGGAGGAGGAGGAGGAGGAGGAGGAGGGCAAAGAGGACGGCACCGGCGAUGAUUCAGCUCGAGGGAACAGAUGUGACAUCCUUCGAGGCAUCCCAAAAGACGACAGUGAUGACGAGGAUGAUGGUUCAGCACGAGGGAACAGAUGUGAUGACGUGGCAGUAGAAGGAGGAGAGAUGGGCGGCCUUUGCUGUGCAACUGGUGAAGGUGUUUUUGGUGUGGGGGUUUUGGGGGAAGGUGGCUUGGGGGUUGGGGCCUUGGGCGGAGGAGGAGGGAAAGGAGGAAAGGAGACCCGCUCAGACCUGCACAUUGGAGGAGACAAGUGGGGAAUGGAAGGGAUGGAAUCAUGA